AUUUAUUGAUACAGCAUAAUAAAGUUACAGUAUUUAAAAACACAAUUAACAAUGAAAAUAAUCGUGUAUAUGAUGAUAAACGUGGUUGCAUUAUAUGGGUGUGGCGUUUGGGCCGACUAUUCCGAUACCGUUGUUGUGACCGACGGUUUGGCGGACGAUAUAUUUGAAUGCGACGCCACUAUUGCAGAGGAUGUCGUCCAUUGUCUGAAACUACAUCUGCCCGAAGACAUCGAUGCAUCAAAUGUGGUCGAGUAUGGCUGCUGUAUGAUGUAUAACAAUCACUAUUGUACUGUUAAGACUGCUAAGGCUAAAUGCGAUCACGUGCAUUUCCUCUUGAAGAAAUCCCUAGAAGACGAGAAACGUGAUAAUAGUUUUGAAGAUUGUAAAGAUUUUCAACAAUGCAACAAUAAAUCAGCUAAAAUCAAACCCGGAAAUAUUGAUAUGUAA
This is a messenger RNA of Medioppia subpectinata, 447 nucleotides long. NCBI's taxonomy places the organism in Eukaryota, Metazoa, Arthropoda, Arachnida, Sarcoptiformes, Oppiidae. The record is from the annotation of a GenBank genome assembly.